This is a messenger RNA of Pterocles gutturalis (yellow-throated sandgrouse), 786 nucleotides long. RefSeq names its product raftlin, lipid raft linker 1 (gene RFTN1). Bases 1 to 786 code for a protein of 261 amino acids. NCBI's taxonomy places the organism in Eukaryota, Metazoa, Chordata, Aves, Pterocliformes, Pteroclidae. The record is from RefSeq and is a predicted model, not a curated record. The transcript is spliced from 5 exons.
AUGUUGACUGAGAUUGGGUCUGCAAGAGAUUCUUUACAUGGGACAAUGGAUGGAGUAUUUCUCUUUGAAGAUGUUGCUGUGGAAGACGGUAAAACCAUGCAGGGCUAUGAUGCAAUUGUUGUAGAGCAGUGGACUGUCCUGAAGGGAGUUGAAGUGCAGACAGAUUACGUUCCGCUGCUGAAUUCCCUUGCCAUGUAUGGCUGGCAGCUGACGUGUGUGCUUCCUACUCCCAUUGUGAAGACAAACAGGGAGGGGAAUUUAUCUACAAAGCAAAUUGUAUUUCUUCAGAGACCUUCUUUGCCCCAGAAAGCAAAGAAGAAAGAAUCUAAGUUUCACUGGAGGUUCUCCAAAGAAGACAUGCACAACAAACAAAUGAAGAAAUCCACAAAGGCCAAAUUAAGUACUAGGGAGAAGCAAAUGGCAGAGGAGAAGCAAACGGCAGAGGAGAAGCAGGAAUUUGAAGUCACAGAGAACACAAGAAUCUUAGAAGUACAAAUCUCAACAGCAGCCAAGCCUGAUGCAGAACAGCAGCUGGAUGACGUCAUAGACUUGGGAGAUGAGGUAGCUGGGACCAAUGACAGAGGUACCCAUCGUGACGGGGUGUCAGAAGAAACCUGUCCUGCCAGUGGCGAUACUGACGACAAUGCCGUGCAGGUCUGCCUCAGCCAGAGCGCGUCUGGCUGCUGUGCGGAUCCGGUGACAGAGGGGGGAGGCUCUGCUCCAGCGUGGGACAGCUGCAACGGCAGCGAUGGGGUGGGGGGUAACACUGACUGCUCCUGCGAAUAG